Molecule: messenger RNA, 5358 nt
Organism: Lepisosteus oculatus (spotted gar)
Lineage: Eukaryota; Metazoa; Chordata; Actinopteri; Semionotiformes; Lepisosteidae
Source: RefSeq, a predicted model, not a curated record
UUUUGCUACGCCGUAGUUUUUAUAAACCUGACAGGUUUUACAGCGCUGGUUUCUAUGAGCUGUAGAACUGCUUAUGUACCGCUUUGCUCCUUCCUAAAAUGACCAUCUAAAAUGUCUGAAGGAUUAAGGAAACAGCUUGAAUUUCCCAGUUCUCUUAUUCAAGCCCAGGCUGUGAGGAGUCUUGUCGCUGCUGUGCUGAAAGAAAAAGGGCUGAAUGAGAAGAUUGCACAGUCUUCUAAUCAGAGCCCUGCCCUGGAGCUGCUCUGGGAGAAGUGCUGCAGCGACAGUGUGCUGGUGAGGUCAGCCUGCUGUGAUGCUCUGGUGCUGCUAGUGGAACAGAACCAUGCUGAUCUUCAAUAUGUGCUCAACAGCAUCCUCAACCUCAUUCCCUCUGCCAGCAAUGUGCAAGGUCUGAUAAAGGUGAUUGGGAAGUUGCUGCAGAUCCAGUCCUUGCAACACCUACAAGAUGGAAAAGCAGUCGGCUGUCCUUAUACUAUAAGAAACCCUCCACAUCCAUAUGUUACCAUCUUGGAAAACCGACCAGACUGCUGGCCAGUCCUUUUGAGGGAGAUUGGCGACUACAUACAGCAGUGCAUUAAAAAAAUGGAGCCUGCCUAUGUGGCCAUGCUGACUCCAUUCCUCAGGUAUGUGUACUGUGAGCCCCUGCACUUACCUGAGCAUGCCGAAUUCAGACAGAACCUCCUCAGAGUGCUGGUGCCACACUGCCAAGAAAAAGGCGAAGAGAGUGAGCCUUCCUCGGUGGCGCAGUGUGUGAUUCGCUCGCUCUUCGAUCUGAUCCCACAUCUCCAGGUUGUCACUGUAACUCAAGUGGUGGAGCUGGGGCUGUUUGUGAAAGAGCUCUCCUCAAAUUUGCUGAAACAUGCCAAGUUUUGGAAAACAGAGCUGUGCCAGCUGUCACUCCAGCUGCUGUGUGCCUGUGAGCUCAACUUGAGGAUCACUGGCGAAUUCUCAGCUUUGAUUGACCUCAUUGAGAAUCAUCUUGAGGUCUGCUCUGAGGACUUCCCAUCAGAGCAGAUGAUAACUGGACUAGCGUUGCUCCUGCUGAAGGCUCCUGCAACACAACAGAUAAAGAUUCUUAACCUUGCUUUCAAGAUCAUCACCUCUUCUGAGAUGCCGGUGUUACCUGCAGCUGCCCCUAUACUGGUCCUUCCCUUACUGCAGAUUCUGUCUUGUACUGCACUCAUGGAAGCUUUAUCAGACAGCCAGAUCAGGGAAACUAAUCAGCACCUGGCUUCAACUCUCCUGCAGACUGUGCAAGGUCACACCUUCAGUCAAAAAGAGGACACCAUCAAACUUCCUUUCCCAAUAUGCAGCUGGUACAGCACGCUGCUGAUAACGACAGACGCACUGCACAGACUGAAUGAAGACCAGUCUGCUGCCUGCAAAUGGCUGUUUUCUGUUCAUUCGGCUCUGCCAUUGAAUGAGAGCAUUCCUGAGCAUGUUCCACUCCUUUUGUCCUACCUUAUUGUCAGAGAAGAGGGAGAGGGCUUGGAAGUGGCCCUGAGAACUGUCGCGGAACUGGCCAAAGCAGAUCCCUCACAGGUUCCAAAUCUUAUUCCUGUUCUCAUGUUCAAGUUGGGGAAGCUUUCUGACCCAGUCUUAUCCUGUGCUGUGCUGUACGCACUGCCCAGUCUGGGGACUCACAAAUUUUGUGUUCCUCAGUUGCUACAAGCUUUACAGGUGCUGGGAAGUGCAUCAAAACUAAGACCUGUGGUGUUGAGGCUUAUGACAUCAUUGUGGAUAAAACAGGACCGGGUGUAUCCAGAGCUGCAGAAGCUUAUGGCGAUGUUGGACAAGUCUUCUGUUGUGUUUGGGAAAGAAGAGCAGUGGGAGCAGAUUUUAGCUAAAGCUGCGUGUAUCCGAGACAUUUGCAGGGAAAGGCCUUACCAACAUGGUGGUGACAUGCUGGCAGCCAUCACUGAAACUCUGUCCCAGUGUACAAAGAACGACCAGGCCACACCUGCAGCUUUUGUUCUGCAAGGACUACUGGAGCUCUGUCGAGCUGAGGUUGUUGACAUUCGCUCAACCUGGAAUGCCUUGUCACCAAAGCUGAACUGUGACUCCCGCCCAAUUGUUGUCAAGGCCCUGACCGAACUCUUUGCUCUGGUGCCGGUUUUGUCAGUGAAGACUGAGGAAUAUGAGAAAUUUAAAGACCAGGUUGUCAUCAUUCUGUGGAGCUAUACCCUGAAUAAGGAUCCUCUGAUAGCAAGCUGUGGUUAUAGAGCCCUCUCUAAUUUCCCAGAGGGAGUACAUACGAUAUUACAUCUACCGGAACAGGCCAGGCCACCAGUGAAGACUCCAGACAGUGAGGAAGAGAUAAAUGAGGAUGAGGAGAAGGAGGAGGAUCUCUCCAUACCAGGCGCUUCCUACAUCAAACUUUUGGGUCUCACGCCACCUGCCGUGUUACCUGCCCUAGAAGUAUUUCUCACGUCACUGGUGAGACAGGAGAUGGUGGAGAUGCCACGCGGAGUGUACCACUCUGCUCUGAGAGGGGCGGCCUCGCGCUCGGACCUGGGGAAAACAGUCGCUGGGAUUCCUGGCUUCAUACUGAAAACGUAUGAAAAGAACAAGCAGCCUGGGCUAAAACCUGGCCUUGCAGCUGGUCUACUGCUAUGCUACGACCUGCCCAUUCAGACUGACAGAGAUGGAAGGCCAAUUAACCGUUUCCUUGUUAGUAGAGGACGCAGCUUUCAGCAGAUGUUGGCAGCCCUUAUUCAUGAGGUCAAUAUCCAGCCAUCAGAGUGGCACCGCUCCAUUCUGCUGCCGCAGGGUUGGCGAGGCUUCAUGAGCAGGGCCUACCAUGCAGUCUUACAGAAAAAGGUGCUUUGGCCUUUAUUUCACAGUUGUCUUUCUCAAUAUAGUGACAUCUCUGGACAGAAGAUGAACCUUUUCCUGAUGAAGAGUCUGGAUGUUCUGGAGGGCUGCUCUUUUGACACCAGCUUAGAAUACAAUACUGGAUGCAUCCUGGGAGUUGGUCUUGUGCUGUCGUUGUUAAGCCACAGCAGUCAAACGGAGUCCAGAGUACAUGUGGCUGCAACACUGGAAAAGCUGCUCUGCAGCCUGGAAGACAGCAGCAGUCAGGGCAGGAUGCUGCAGGAGGUUUUAGCAUAUUCAGUGGCCUGUGUCUGUGUGUCUGCAUUCAGUACUGGUAUCAUUGACGCCAACAAGGCUGAGGAAAUCAUGAACAAUCUCCGACUCAUGACGGAGAAAAGCCAACAGACGCCAGGGUUUGCCUUGUCUUUAGGUAUUACUGUUCAUGGCCUGUCUGCCUGUGGUCACGGUAAAGCAGAGGACUUCUAUUUCAGACUUCUGGGUGCUUGGAUAAAAAUACUUCUUACAGAGGGUUGUCCCACAAUGCAGCGUCUGGCAGCUGUAAAUGGUUUGGUGGCACUAGUAGGCUCUGAAAGUUCCCUAAUUCAGCUCAAAUCUGAAUCUGGACAGUCCCCUCAGCAGCAAAGCAGACUGAAUGAGGUUAUCAGAGCAAUAACCCAAGUUAUUACCUUUUCUGGUGCUGUUGGUCUGCAGUCAAAUGCCUCCUGUCUUGUGGGACAUCUUCACCUGGCAAACCUGUCUUUAGGCCAAACUAGAACAUCAGUCCCUCCUGAUUUUGGCUACUUGUCUGAAAGGAGUGUGAUCAGAGCGGCUGUGGAUUACCUUAUUGAAGCAGGAAGAAAAGGUCCAGAACACCUGCAUCCCAAACUGGUGAAUGUGGUACUGGGACCACUUGCUUCAGUGGGCAGUAGCUUCCAAUAUCCACCGGUCAACUGGGGGGCAAUUCUGUCUCCCUUAAUGAGACUCAACUUUGGUAACACAGUACUUUUCAUUAUGUCAAGCAUCAGAUUCUUUUAUUAUUUAAUACCGCAUCUCAAAACAAGAGCCUAUCUGUACAAAUCAGUGUCUGUGUGGAUGAAGCAUGUGCCCGAUGACAAGCUGCAGUCAUUUGUGGAGGUGCUUGGAGUACAGCACCUCACAGCAAGCAGCCGGCAGCAGAGCCCUGACCUGUGUGUGGCCGUCCUGGAGGGGCUGGAACAAGCCAUGAAGCUCCCAAAUCCCACACAGUUCUGCUGGGGUGUGCUACGUUCCACCACAGAGAGAAUUUUCAUGCUCCUGCCAGAUGAAGUUCAGGACGAUGAGGUAGAACUCUACGUGAGGAUUGCUACAUGCCUGUCAGAAAUGGAAGACACAGAGAUUGACAGGAUAACUCGAGUCACUAAGGCUAACCUUGUGAAGACAGGCUUUACCAUGGCAUACCUGGUCUCUCAGGGCAGGGUCCCGCUUCUGGGUCUUAAUGAUGUAAUUGCGGCUGCGAUAGGAAGUUGUCAUCAAGAGGCAGUCAGCUCGCUGCUGGUGCGGAGUUUCUAUCAGUCACGCCUCGCAGCCAGUCCUAACACGGGUGUUCUUAAAAGAAUGGAAUGGCUUUUGGAGUUAAUGGGUCACAUCAGAAAUGUUGCUUAUGGGUCAACCCCUGUGGAGAAUGGAGAUGUUAAACAGGCAACAGACUUCUUGUUGCAGCUGUUCUGUGCCGCAGUUGUGUCGUGGGCUGACCAUUCCUUGCCACUGCUACUCGGAAUAGGAGCUAAAUGGCUGCCUUGGAAAGAAGACAAUGCAGUGCCCAGCUCGCCCCAGGCUCGUUUUGGAAACUCUUCAGCUGAUGAGCAGUUAGCUUUGCAGUGCUCUAAAGGUCUUCCAUAUAGUAUCCAGCUGUUGUUGGCCAAAGAGCCAUGGAAAGGCCAGACUCAUAAGUUUAUAGACUGGUUCUUCAGCAUACUGGAAUGUCCAAAGCAAGGCUUAUCAGAAAGAUCCAUCAGAACUGUAAAAGGUGCUUUACUAGCCUUAAGAUAUCUUCCAGAGUUCAAGAAGAAAGUUGUGUGGACCAGAGCUUAUGGCUGGUAGUUAAUACACCAUCUACAUUUUGACCAACAACAGACUCUUAGCAUUCAUAACGCUUCCAUUUUGAUCCACAGCAAGUAUUCCAAGAUCAUCUGGAGAACAUCUGAUGGCCUCAUUCAAGUCGACCAUGACUAUUGCAUGUGCAUAAUGUGAUCUCUCCUAUGGGGUGAGAUAUUAACAUACCUACAAAAGCAUGGAUUGGAGCUUUGAGGAACAGCUCAUGGCCACAGCUUUUAUGGAUCCCAGAAAACAAUUAUGGAAAAGUUACUUAAAGGACUUUAAUAAUGGAUCAUGUUAUUAUUCAGUCAGAUGUAACGUAGUAUAAUAAACAGAAUUACUUAUUUCAGCCUUUAUUCUUGACUUCUGAAAUUUAAAACUGCAAUUGAAAAUUCUGACUGUUUGAAUACAAAGCAUCUUGAAUAGAGUUUAAUUUGAGCACCGAUUUAA